Molecule: messenger RNA, 1620 nt
Organism: Scleropages formosus (Asian bonytongue)
Lineage: Eukaryota; Metazoa; Chordata; Actinopteri; Osteoglossiformes; Osteoglossidae
Product: piggyBac transposable element-derived protein 4-like
Exons: 2
Coding region: 1-1620 (539 amino acids)
Source: RefSeq, a predicted model, not a curated record
AUGGCGGCAAGGAAAAGGCGAGAGCUGUUCACGAUCGUAGAGACGGACCCGGAGAGGGAGCCGCUGUCCGACAGCGUGGAGUCCGCUGCGCUCAAUCUGCGCGCCGACGUCAAGUGGUUCGAGAUCCCCUUCCGAAAGCGCGACUCGGACGAGGAGGAAGAGCUCGCCGCGACGGGGCCGCGGCACGCGCUGGGCGACGGCGCCGACGCGCGCGACUAUUUCCGGUUGCUCUUCCCCGACUCCCUCUUCGAGCACAUGGUGGAACAAACAAACAACUACGCCCUCUACAGGCAGAGGAGGAGCGGGAGAAUCGACUCCCACUGGCACCCCACGAACGUGCGGGAGAUGCAGGCGUACAUCGGCCUCAACAUCCUCAUGGGGAUUAAUCAGCUUCCGGAUUACGGCAUGUACUGGGCGACGGACAUCUUCAUCGGCAACGCGGGCUUCAAAAAGACCAUGACGGCCAGGCGCUUCGAGAAGCUCAACCAGAACAUCCACCUGUGCGACCGCGAGAUGGAGCCGGCGCGCGGGCGCCCCGACUACGACGGCCUCUACAAGAUCCGGCCCCUGCUCAACGUGGUGCAGAGCACCAUGUGGGAGGCGUACGCCCCCAACAGGUGCCUGACGAUCGACGCGGGUGCGGUGGCGGUGAAGGGCCGCUUCUCCACGGCUCAGUACAUGCCCUCGAAGCCCAUCAAAAAGGGCCUGAAGGUGUGGAUGCUGUGCGACUCCAAGUCGGGCUACUGCCACCGCGCCGCGAUCCACGUCUCGCGGCCGGGCGAAGACGCGGAGGCCCUCGGCUACAGGGUCGUCACAUCCCUGGCGAAGGGGCUCGAGGGCAAGUACCACCACCUUUUCAUGGACAGCUUCUUCACCUCGGUGUCCCUGCUGCAGCGCCUGCUGCGGGACGGGCUCUACGCCUGCGGCACCACCCAGCAGAGCCGGCACGGCUUCCCCGACAUGCUGAAGCUGCGCAACGUGGGCAAGCUGGCGCCGGGCGAGUUCUUCCAGUGCCAGCAUGGCAACAUUGUGGCGACCGUCAUGCGCGACACCAAGGUCAUCAGCUGCCUGUCGUCGAACUGUACCCCGGGCAUCGUGGGCAUCUGUCAGAGCAGGCAGUGCGACGGGCCCUCUUUCGGGAUGCCCCGGCCGCUCCCGCUCCUUCUGUACCAGGAGAACAUGCGGGGCGUGGACCUGUGCGACCAGCUCCGCGAGUGCUACCAGGUGGGGCGGCCCUGCAAGAAGUGGUGGCGCUACUUCCUGUGGUUCUACAUCAACCUGUGCAUUGUCGACGCCUACAUCAUCAUGCGGGAGAGCCGCGGCGGGGCGCCGCCCCCCGGCUUCAGCGGCAAGCAGUUCACGCAGCGCCAUUUCCGCAUCCGCCUGGCGCAGCAGCUCAUCGGGGACUACCAGGGCGCACGGGGCAUGGAGCGGGCCGCCCGCAAGCGCCACGCGGACUCGCCCGUGGAGUACGGCCACCGGCUCGAGCGCAUGUCGGAGCGCUCGCGCAGGUGCAGGAACUGCACCAACAAGGGACUGCGGCACGAGAGCGUCUUUGGCUGCAAGAUCUGCAACGUGCACCUGUGCAGAGGCGGCUGCUUCUCCGAGUUCCACAAAUAG